Messenger RNA from Linum trigynum, 2727 nucleotides. NCBI's taxonomy places the organism in Eukaryota, Viridiplantae, Streptophyta, Magnoliopsida, Malpighiales, Linaceae. The record is from the annotation of a GenBank genome assembly.
AUUAACUUUACCAUAAGAAUUAGCCAUAUCACAUAAUGUUUACUUCCUUGGUAGUACACGCAGAUUAAUUAUCGAAAUUGAAUUCUUUUGCCCCUUGGAAAGUUGAAAAUGAAGAAAGUUAAAACAACAAAUUUGAUAAUGAUAAUAAUGAGGUAUCAUGAAUUACCUCUUUUGUUCUAUUUAGGAAACAAACGACAAAGAAUAAGUUAUGUUAUAUGUUUGAAAAAAAAUUAAUAAGAAAACAAGCAUUCGCCUCAUGUGGUUCGUUUGUUCCUUUAAUCUUCAGACUUAAAUAUUUUGUUAUUGUUUUAGAACUAUAAUAAAAACCCAAUUCAUACAUUUUCUAUCAUUUUAAAUUUAUAAUCAAAAUCUAAUAAUCUGUAAUAAUGAUUAGUCAUAUAAAUAAUGGAGGUCCGGAGGCCCCCAUAAUUUGGAGGUCUUGUGCCGAAGGGCCGGCCGGGGACACCUUCUGGGCCGACCCUGACGAUAGAUUGUAAUUCACUUUCAUUACGAGAUGCAAGUUUUAUGGAACUGAUUUAUGUAUUUGUAAUGGCGAAUUAAUAAUGUCAGUCCUCCCUAUUUCGAUUAUCUAUUUGUAGUAGUUGCGAAUUAUUUAAUUCAGUUUCUCCUGGUAUAAUGUAGGCUUCAUAUCUAAUUAGUCUGUUUUUUUUUUUUGCCAUAGUCAUCCUCGAAAGAGAGAAAUAUAAAUACGACAAACAAAAUCUAGUAUGACCAAGCUAAAAAUUUGAAAUAAGAAAAACACGAUAAUCUACAAGUAUCGAACCAUCGCUCCAAAAACUUAUUUUACCACGAUCUAGGCAGUGUCUCCGGUAACCCUAUUUCAAGUUUCAACUAGGAAAAGGUAUAUCUAGGUUUAACCUUUUUUUUUUUUUUUUUACAACUAGGUUCUGAAUUUCUGAUUUUAUUAGACGAGAUAAGUGUGCAACUCUCGAGUCUUUGCCCCACUGAUACACGCCGCCGUUCUCCAGUCCUCAUCGCCUUCCCUUUCAGAGCGCCUGGCAAUCGAACCCCCUGUACCGGCGGUCAAUCCAAGCUAUGAACAACGACAAUGCCUAUGGAAAAAGGCGUCGCGCAGAAGAAGAAGAAGAAGCCAAUGAUGCUACUACUGACAGGUUAAGCCAUCUUCCAACACUCAUUCUCCAUCACAUCCUCUCGUUCUUGAAAGAUACCAAAUCUGUGGUUCGAACCUCGCUGCUGUCCCGGGGUUGGAGAAACGCCUGGAAACAAGUCCCUGUCCUCGAAUUCCAUCGCAGUUCCUUUCGCCGAGCUACAGAGUUCGACGGUUUCGUCGACAGGGUUUUGUCCCUCCGCCGCGACCUUAAUCUCAGCAAGGUUGUAUACGACGAUACUCGCCUUAGCCCAGAAACCCCGCGCAUUCGAAAAUCCGACAUCAUCGACAAGCAAGUGAAAGUCAUCAACUACGCUCUGUCCCACGAUGUUCGACAUUUAGUUGUUCGGAGCUGGGAAGCCAAUGAGAGAGGUCUACCCUGCGAUUUCAGCUCGAUAUUCCCCGCGUGCUGCAACAAUGGUAACGGGAAUGAUUGUACAAAGAAGAAGAAGACUGAUCAUCUGAAAACUCUGGACUUGAAAUGGAUCGACCUGGAUCCAGGAUUCGUAGCCUGCUCUGUUUUCCCAAUGCUGACGACCCUGAAUCUGGAGAGGUGCGAGUUCGGCGCAGAGGGCCUUAUUCUUCCUGCCAGCAUUCCGUUGCUGACAAAUUUGGCCAUCACAAAUUGUCGCCCGAAACAAGAGGCGGCAACGAGGAGGACCACCAAGGUGUACGGACCGCACUUGCUUACCCUGAAGCUGAACGGCGGGAUGGGAGGCUGCAAGAUUGAAGUAUUUGCACCGAAACUCGAAUCCUUCACUCUGCUUCAGGACGUGACAUCCGAAGGGUUCUUCAAUACGACCUUUCCUGCUCUGGAUCGUGCGGAUGUUGCAUUGACCGAGGGUCAUUACUGUACCAAGCCACGGGCAGAUCACUAUUUGAACUCCCUGUUCCAAGUUUUGUGUAAUGCUAAGUCUUUGAAGCUGGAUCGCAACGCCUUCCAGAUACUGAACAAUAGGUGUGAGUUUCUGGAACAACAGCCGUCAACCCAUUUUAAAAGGUUGGAGUCCUUGAUUUUGCCGCCCAACAAUCGAAUCAUAGACUACUUUGCAAAAGCAUCUUCUUGCGAAAAACUAAAUAUCUGUAGUGGGAAAGGAUAAUGUUUUUGUGAUUUCAGGUUGUUUCUUUACUAGUUGGAUACAUUCCUAGCUUAUGGGAUAUAUUUCUACAAUUUUUUCUCUUAUUUAGGUAGCUUACUGGAACUACUCUGCCAUUGCUUGUCUUUCUCCUCAUAUAUUAAAAGAAAACAUUUGGUAUGAUUUACUUUAUAAUUUUUGGGAGAGGCGAGUUUUGUACUAUAUAUGGUGUGCUUUCUAAUUUUUUAUUUGAUUAUGAAGUUUCUGGUCUACUUUAUAGAUUUUGUGGUGAUUAGUCUGUGUUUCUGGUCUUUCUUUAUAAAAGAAAAUGAGUACUCAAAUGAUAUUUAAGCCCACUUAUUAAAAGUAACAAGACUAAGAAAGUUAAAGUGAUUUAGGCUUGGGAAAGAAAAUAAUAGGCUUAAGCUUUUGAUCCUAAUAUGCUCAACACCAUCUCCCAAAACUAAUUACAAAGGUUGAUGUAUGUCCAAUAAAAAGGCGAAAUAAGAAUUUAGAUUAAAU